Molecule: messenger RNA, 6064 nt
Organism: Blastomyces dermatitidis ER-3
Lineage: Eukaryota; Fungi; Ascomycota; Eurotiomycetes; Onygenales; Ajellomycetaceae
Product: C2H2 finger domain-containing protein, variant
Exons: 4
Coding region: 332-4909 (1525 amino acids)
Source: RefSeq, a predicted model, not a curated record
CCGCGUCUGGCGGGUACACCCGUGACAAAUGAACGGCGGCAGUGAAAACGUCAACAAUAGAGACGACGAAGUGAAAAGAAGCUCAGGAACGGGCUUUAACCUGUAUUUUGUUCCUCAUUCUUAGUGUUGUUCAUUGCGGACUGCGCCCUUUUCACUUUACCGGGUGAACACUACCUCUCCGCCAUACAAUCGCCGCCUAUGCUACAACCCCCUCGCACUCCACCGCUUCAACCGCCGCUCCCUUCUUCCCUAUGCCAUACUCCGCGCAAGUGCGAGCUAUAACGUGGGGGGUGGGAUUCUGUAAUAGAAAAUCCACUUGUAUGCUUUAGAUAUGUCGUACCCAGGAUUCGGUUACUCUCCUUACCAGUAUCUCUCUGGUGGGCAGAAUGCUCAACCCUCAUACAACUCCUUGCCUCAGAUCCAAGUCACUUCAGCUUCAGAAACUCCAAAUACCCAGCAAACGGCAAACCGAAGCUACGGACAGCAGAGUUAUGAGUGGCAGGGCCAGAACAAUACAGAUAUAUCGGGUCAAACUCCCCAGCAGCAGCCGGAGCGGGAGAGCUGGCAGUCCUCAACCAACCCAUCAUCCCAAAGUUACCGCUAUCAGCAUCAACAACAAUCGAGCUAUAGUACGUCCAACGCUGCGCCAUCAAUAUCAUCAUCACUGUCGUCGCAGCAAGCCCAGCAGUCCCAGCAGACACAUAAUCCACUCAUUUCACCAACUCUAAAAAAUAUCCAGUAUGGUUCUCCCACAGUGGAAUCUAUGGCUAUGCACAACUCCGCGACGGAUCCGCGCUCGACCACUUCCAUCUCUACAAACAUGAGCUACCAGAUAGAUCCUCCAGCGCAAAAUAGAUUACCGGCAAAUGUUUCUCUGCCAAUUGAUCGUCCAACCUCUGCUCAACGCUCGAGAACCGUGGCUGCUUCAGCCAUGACUGCCCUCUCUUCCAACGUUCCCGCACCCCGCGCUGCUUCACAGAGACUGUCAACCGGUCCGGCUGGCUCAUCCUCAACAUCUCAUUCUUAUGCUCCAAGCUAUGGCACUCCGCUAUCCAAUUUAAUAGCACCAAACCCCACAGCACAGCCCCCAUCAUCAGCCGAUCCUGGACAGCCAUAUCGUCACCAAAAUGCGAGGUCGCAAUAUAGUAGAGCGUCUACGGGAUCAGCUCAGUCAAAUAUAUCUAGAAACCAACAGUCCAUAUCCCAGCACCGCAACACGUAUUCUUCUACCCUGUCUGCCGCGACACCAUCCUCGUCAUCAAUGUACUCUGAACCUUCAGCUUCGCAACAACACCGCAUGACAGGAUACGACAAUACCAACGCUCCUCAUCAACCCCCUACUACAUCACAUGCCCAAAACACAGCUUCAAAUCCCUCCUACAUAAAUUCUACCUCCGAGUAUCAACCGGUAAACACAAGUCAAUCGCAAUCGUACCAGCCCGCAACGCCAGGGUUUAUCGACCCCAGUCAAAUCUACAACCCAUACUACCAGGAGUAUCAGAAAACUAGAGUUGCAGAGGCAGAAGCGGAAGCAGAACGGCUAAAACAUCCAGAGGCAGAGAAACAAAAGGAAGUGGAGAAACAGAGAGAAGUCGAGAGGCAGAAAGAUAUAGAGAAACAAAACGAGCCAGAGAGACGGAAGCGGUCCGCGAGAGAGCUUGAGGAGAUGAAGAAAGAGAACUUGAAACGAGCUGCUCAGGCUGAAAUCUCACAAAAACUAGCUGCUGCGAGGGAGAUUGCGGCCAGCGUCCGAGCAGCUAAUUCACAAACUGCGGAGAAGCCUAAACCAGGUCGUAAACCCGGUCCAAAACCUAGGGUACAAGCUCCCAAUCCCACAGAUUCGGCACAGGGAAAGUCCGGAGGGACCCAAAAAAAGCAACAGCGCCGCGCACGGAAACCGCAGGUGGAAGCUCCCGCUCUUGCUGCGCCCGACGAAUCAUCGGGGAUCACCCAUCAAACACAAUCUGUGCCCACUGCUCAACCUAACGAGGACCAGAGACAGGCGCUUUCAACGAUGGUCCAAACCCCAGUUGAAGGGCAACCUGAUGAAGAUGAAGACCUAGAGGUGAAGUUGAUGUUGGAGAAAAUGAAAGAACUAAAAUCAAAGUAUCCGAAUAAAUUCGCGAAGUUACUAGGUGGACUGGAAGUGUCGGCACCUGUCGCCGCCCCUCCUCAAGCUGUAGAAGAACGACGGACAUCCGGAGUUCUAGUAUCAUCACCACCACCAACUUCGGCUUCUAUGAAUCCCACCGAAGAGACCAAUUCAAUGCAUGAUCGUGGCAAAUUCCCCGCAGCUCGGCGAAAACGAAGGUCGAAGCCUGUAAAUCUAGCGGGUCAUGGAGCUCAAUCUUCACCUACUCGACAUGAUAACGGGCAUCCCCCGCAACCUCCACCCGCUGCAGCUUCACAACCCGAAACAAAUGAGAAAGACCAACCUACACAAAUGGGUGGGCGUAUGGAAAUUGAGAAGCUUAUAGAUUCCGAUGAAUCUCAGCCCUCACCAUUGCCAGCCCCAGUUCAAGCUGCAGCGCCGCCCGCCCACCCUGUACCAGAACCUGCGGCUGAGGCUAAGCAAUCUCAACCUGCAUCAUUGCCAGCCCAAGUUCAAGCUGCAGCGCCCCCCAACCAGCCUGUGCCAGAACCUGCAACUGGGGCUAAGCAAACAAAAGAAGAAAACCUAAGAGCUGCUACAAUCUGGCCGGAACCGAAGCGAUUAGCUCUGGCCCAGGCAGCUUCAAGAUACAUAGAUGAUGUCAUUAGCAAUCGCAACAAGGGCAACAAAUGUCCUCCAGAGAUGGUAUUAUCGUUGAUAGAUCGGAAUCCGAGCUACAUUGAACUCUGCGGGAUGUUAGAAUCUCGAGGCUACCAUUUGAAUCGCGUUCAUUUCGCAAAACAUCUACUCAAAGCUAUGCCGGAGUUAACAGCAGGUUCCAGCCCUGCUGCUGGCCCGAACACAGUGGCAAAUGGGCCAUCUUCCACCCCUAGAAAGGGGCAAAUGCAGCCUCCUCCGAGUACAGCAUCUAUGUCGCCACCGAUUCAAUAUACCGGAGUCCGCGCGGGAAAUAAUUCCACGCCCAUUCCUCUAGGAUCCACAGCAAGAUCAGGUGGACCUCAGGUGGUUGGAAGCAAAACGGCGCAGCCGGCUCCAUCAUCAACACCCAUGCCACCUCCAACAAACAGAGACCCUGGAUAUUUCGUACCGUAUCAGCUUCCACCGUCAGUUCCUUCAGAAAAUCGAGUUCCAGGGUUUAUAGGAUCUCCUCCUCGUCAAGUUGGAUUUUCGAACGGCACCCAAGCGUCUAGAUCAGCAGGGCCGCAUUCACUCCCUGAAAGGCUAGCACCGAUUCGACACACUAUAGGUGGCCUAGUUCCAAGUCCAAUCGGAGGCAAGCUGAAACCUAAAUUCCGUGUUCCUGCGCCACCUGCCCAUAUACCCGCACCUGGUUCCAAAGAGGCAUUGGCUAAAAAACGCACGUUCGCGGAGAUUGUGGAUUUUACCCAGCUUCCAAGUGAUGAUGACGAUGAUGAUUCACCACCUUCAAAAGCACCGCGCUUACAGGACGUACCACCCCAGAGCGAUACAAAUACGGAUGUGGAUGUUGAAGUGCCAGCACCUGCGCCAGAAACUCCUGAGGCACAUAGCGCCCCAGCAAACACGCUCGAUUUAUCGCAAUUCAGAAUGCCAGAUGCUGAUUCUUCAACAAGCAAUGAAACGCUACGGGGGCGUAGCGAUAUCGUAAAGCCGCUAAAUAAGACAGAGGCCGUGAAAACGCGCUACUAUGAUCCGAAGACUAUUGCGAGAGAUCUUUUGAUUGCAACCGGCCGCCACCCGACAGAGCGUGCAUUGAACCAGCAUCUUUCAAGACUACGUGAUAAUUUUCCUGCGGUUGAUAACUCAUCUGAUCUACGAACGUUCCGCUGGGACAUUGUCGAUCCUGGAGGACCGCCACCACCUGAAGUCCCGCUAGUUACUGCAGUCUCCAAACCUCCCUUAAUCACAGUCCGCGAAUACACAAGGCCUGGAGUGGCUGACCGCUUACCUAAUCCUCAUUCACGUGACUCAGCGAAAGGCACUACUGGUUCUCAGCCUCCUCAGACACCUUCACAACUACACAUCUCUGAAACGAUCAACAAGAGUGAUGACUCGUCACCUCACCUUCGGCAAGAGAGUAAUAAUAAUAUCAAUACUGAAAGCUCCGUGAUGAGUUCAACGCCACAAAUGCCCGGGACUCGUCGACGCGGACGGCCACUAGGCGCGAAGAGCAAGCCUAGAUUCGCAGACCGAGUCGAGAUCGCGAUCCCGAUCAGUUCAUCGCCAAACACUCCCCGAACUCCAUUCCACAUGUAUAAAUGUGAAUGGAAAGGCUGCGAUGCACAACUUCACAAUUUGCAAACCCUCCGAAAACACGCCACUCGCCUCCACGUCCCUAGAGACACGAAGAUGGAAGCGCCUUGCUUAUGGGCUGGUUGCCGUGACGGCAGGAAUAAGUUUACGCGUGAUAGCCUAGCCGAUCAUCUGGAGAAUAAACAUUUAAGCGCCCUUGCAUGGACGCUCGGGGAAGGCCCCGGGUCUGUAAGAUCUGGACAUCGAGAUUACAACAUCGACGACUGCUUAAAUGAUAGCAACGGGCGCGCCGUCAUCGCCAGGGCGAGUGCGAAGGGCAUACGGCCUACCCUGAUCCUCCCCGCAGCAUACAGGUCAAUCCGAUCCUUUAAUAAAAUGUACGGAAACGAGAGUGACAAGGCGAAAGCGUUGGAGGUGCUACGGGCACUAGAGAUGAAACAAGUGAGGGUAGGAACGGGGCUGGGCCGCGGCGGGUGUACAUUUAUGAAUGAGAAGAGGCAGGAGACAGUCGUGGCGUUCGAGAGCAUUUUUGAGAUUGUGGCUGAGGAUGAUGACGGUCUUUAGAAUACAUGGAUCUAAGUUAAGGGCAUCUCUUGCGGGAUUUUUACUAUUCCUGCUUUGUUCUCUCAAGUCCUGUUCGGCAUAUCUAAUGCUUGCCAACAGAUGUUAUAUUUCCAGCGACAGGUCCAGGAAAGGCUCUUUUUUUCAUUUUUUUUAAUUUUUUUUUUAUAGGGGAUGGGAAACAGGUCGUCUUUUGUUUCUUUGUACCUAAUGUGAGCUCUGAGCAGGGACGUUUGGGAAACUAGGCCCAUGGAUGUACAUUCGAACAUGCAAGACAUGCGCAAGAUUCCCCUUAACAAUGCCAAUGGAUUUCAAACCGAAUCAGAUCUCUUAGGUUUCGCGAGAGAACGCUCGGUAAUACCUGGGAAAUCGGGUUUUGCGCCCUUGUUCAUGUACAGAUGAUAUCCGCGACAAUGGAUGCUAGGCUAAUCCAUUUCGUACAUGUGCUGCAUAGAUUGCGUAAGGCCGCACUACCAUCCUUGCCAGGCUGCGUGCCCAUCCAUUAGAGAAGGAAAAAUCAAGUCCCGCCAUACGAUCCCAUGAGUUCGUAAAUAAUCAACCCCAGUCAACAUCUGCCCACUCCACCUCCGGGCACGCAGUUUACCCCCAAAUUUCCCGUCCAUCCUCUCCUACCCCGAUGACCCUCCACCCGGCGCAUCUUGUUUAAUUGAUGUAGGGGGAACGGCAUGCUUGGGCGAACUUGCUGACGCGCGAGAUUGUACGGACUGGCUGUGGGAGGACGAGAUGGAGGAGGAUGCGGCGGAGAGGUCUUUGGAGUUGACUUCGAGGUAGUGGUAGAGGACGAUAAGGAGCAUAGCGCAAGAGCCAAGGAAGAUGGCGAGCUGGUAGAGUUGUUCGUCUGAGAUCAUCUUUGAGGCUUUGCUUUGUCCUUUGCAGUUGGGGUGCGUUAGCCUUUGGCCAGAUAGAUGGAUAUAUUGAUAUGGGGACGAGGAAUGCAUUGCCAAUGGAUGUAUUCGUAAGGCUGAAUACAUACCUGAUAUUCGAGCAGUUCUUGUACCACGUAACUUCAGAGCUAUGAUUCCACAGCUGGCAGCAGCGUCAAUCCGUCGGGUGCACUCUCAGUUUUGCCCGUAAUAUAUCUAUUGUCUCCUUGUACAGUACAUUGGAUGCAAGUUGACACCUCACCUAGAGGUUGAC